This is a messenger RNA of Nomia melanderi (Alkali bee), 1124 nucleotides long. RefSeq names its product swi5-dependent recombination DNA repair protein 1 homolog. NCBI's taxonomy places the organism in Eukaryota, Metazoa, Arthropoda, Insecta, Hymenoptera, Halictidae. Gene Ontology annotation, biological process: double-strand break repair via homologous recombination; positive regulation of DNA-templated transcription. The record is from RefSeq and is a predicted model, not a curated record. Gene Ontology annotation, cellular component: Swi5-Sfr1 complex.
AAAAUUGCAUACAAGGAUUUCUUAAGUUCAUCCUUCUUUAUUUUCUCAUUCAAGUUAUUAAUAUAAAUCGUAUUAUUCGGUCUAAUAUCCAUGGCCACUGGAAAGAAAAGAAAUUUAAUAUAACAAAUACUUUGAAUUAAUUAAUACUAAAAAUGUUCAAUAUUAACAAAUCAUUAGAUCAAGCGUAAUCAUACAAAAUGAACAUGAUACACUAUAAACAUAAAAAAUAAACCGAGCAAAUAAUAUUAAGAAAUAUGAGUACCAAACCAUAUAGAAACAGUAAAGGUGUAGAUAAACCAUUUCGUUCUCCAUUUAGUACUCCCAAAAACAAAAACACUGAAAUUAAUGUAAAUACUCCAAAAUCCAGCACCCCUGUAACAUCAAUGAAGGUUUCUGUGCCAAGAAAAUCACUUUUUCCAAUACCUCCUACUAAAAAAGUACGACUAAGUACAGUAGAAACUGCAGAUCAAUCAGAUGUUGAACAGAAUGAAAAAUUAUGUCAUGAUGACUUAGAAACAUUAAGAAAACGAAUAAGAGAAAAGCAAGUAGCCAUCAAUCAAUUAAAAACAACACUGCUAUAUAAAAGAAAGAACAAAACUGAAGAUUUAGAAAAUGCUAUAGAGAAAUGGACGAAAGUUUGUCAAACUGCUCUUGAAGAUUAUCAAAAUGACUGGAAAGAACAAAAUGGGGAAUCAGUGAGCAUAAUGAACAUUUUAUCUUCACUUGGAAUAGAUCCCAAAGUAAUUCGGUUUUCCCCUGAUGACGAUACAUUCUAUUGAGCAUGUCUAUUAAGUACUUAAUGGAAGAAAGAUACAAAUACUUAAUAACAUAAUCUUAAUUUACUCAUAAUAUUAAUACAUAGCAGAUACAUUUAUUAAGCAGAUAAUACCUAUAUUACAAAUAUUACAGAUGACAUCAUAUUAUAAAAGAAUGAAGCUCAUUACCAUAAUAUAUUUCAGAUUUAAUAGGGAUGUGCUUUAAGGGGACGAUUUGGGUUGAAUAGUUCUGGAUCAUCAAAGAAUUUUGGUUCCUUUGUCAUGUAUCCCAUUAAACCUGAAAUAUAAAAGAAUAUAUUCAUAAUAUGUACAAAAUUAUUACAAAUUAUACAUUAAAAUGAUAGAUGU